AGCAGGGCUCCUCAUGAACAUUGUGACGCUCAAUUUCGCAACCUGUAUAAGCGUUGGCGCCGCAUACAUGCUUCUGAUGGCUGCAAAAGAUGUCUUUACUGAGCCGUUGGCCCAGCUAAAAGGAGAGCUAGCUGGCAAGAGCACGUUGAAAAUUAGGGUUUGGGAAACAUCGAAGUUGCAGAUGCUAGUGAGCUUUAGUCGUGAGCAUCAGACGUAGCUUAGAAGAACCACCGCUGGCAUCAACUCGGAAGGGGCCCGUGAAAGUGAGAGCAUCUGUCUUUCGCAUCUAGCAGCAUCUCUUGCAUAGGCUUAAAGGGAUUGCAGCUCCUUUAGCAUCUCCCACAGAAUACACCCAAUCUUUUGCUGAGAGGGUGUUCAACAUGGCUGGCAAGCUGAACGACCUGCGGACUCCCAGCUUUGGGAGUCCCAGGCUUGACCCUGCUUUCGAGCUCUCAGCUCAAUCAGAGUUUGUGGACGGGUCCACCCUGUACGACUCGCUGAAGCAGCAGCCUCGAAUGCUCUUUAAUUCAGACUCUGACAACCAGUCUCGCGGACGCCUAUCCUCUUUUGCUGGUAGCAGAGACAGGCUUCUCUCCAAGGGCCGGGAGUCUACACCACUGGAGGUGUCUUUCCAGAAUGAUGAUGUCAUUGGGGUUGCUCACAGACCAAAGAGGUUUGCUUCCAAUCGCACGCCGGAGCUGCACGAUACUCAACCGACUCCAACAAGCAAUGUGGCAGAGUCAGAGGCGGAUAUGAUCACGCGCCAGCGGCUGGUUUCACAGAAGUUGCUCGGGAAGAAACCUUCCAAGGGCCCUCCUGGUGUUCAGCAAGAGGCAGGGCAGCUGACUGAGCACCUACUCAGCUCCCAGUCCCCUCCUCCAAGUAAAGCCAGCUUCAGCAAUACGAACUGGCAGGCGGAUCAGAUACUCAUGUCCCAACCAGAGCUGACAUCAGCGCCAGCCACUGGUCCCCAGCCUGCCAGGCAGGAAUUCACACCCGUUGGGCCAGGCGCCUUUUCGCACCCCAACCCUCAGCUGCUCCAGAAUCUGCUCAUGGCUCAGAUGCAGCAACAGCAGUUGCACCCCAUCUACUGGCCAUACCUGCAGGCGCACCAGUACGCACCUGUACACACUAGUCAAUCCAGUACACACCAGUACACGCCUCCUUUUCCUCCCUGGCCCGCACCUUCCGCCCCAACGCACUUCAAUAAUGCAACUAGACCGAGUUUCAAAGCUCCCCCCAACCAACCAGAGACUGAGCUAAGGUCAACAAGCACCACGAAAUGGGAGCCCGCCAGCAAAGAAGGCAACUCGGACACAGGAGAGGAAGGCGCGCCGCUAGAGGCCUUGAGCGAUCUAGUGGCAAAGGAGCGGGCAAGUCAGGAGCUCAUUGCUGAGCUGAGAAGUGCGUUAGAGGAGGAGAGGCAAUCGAAACAGAUUGCGGAGAAUAAGAACAGGGGCCUGGAGGAAGCGCUGGCGGGAGCGAGAUCUAGGGAGCGGGAGCUAGAAGACCAGGUCGUCGAAGCUGUAGACCGGGCCCGUCGGUUCGAGGAGGAGGGCCGCCAAGCAAAGCAUCGGCUCAAGGAGGCAGAGAAAGAACGAGAGGCGGCACGCCGCAAGAUGCAGGACGAUGCAGAGAAGCUGGUGCGCCUGGAGCGGAAGGACGUGCGGCUGGCUGCAGAGAUUGAGGAGAUUCAGGCCCGUGACCAGGCAGAGCUGGAGGCCCUGUUGGAGGAGCGGCGGCGGCUGGAUGGCGACCUAACGGAGCUGCGCAAGCUGCCUGUGGUCACCGAGCUGCUCCGGGAGGACAACGAGGCGCUGCGGGCGCGGCUGCAGCGUGCGGAGAAGGACCGGGCGAAUCUGCAGGAGCUGGUGGGCGGAUUCCGGCAGAGCACAGCGGAACUGGAGCAGGCCAGCAAGCGCGCCAACGGCGAAAACGAGGCCCUGCGCAAGGAGUGCAACAUGCUGAAGCUGCAGAUCGCCUCCAAGGACACUUCAAUCUCGCAAUUACAAGUGGCGCUCUUCGCUGGUCGGGAAGAGCGAACCGACUUGUACCACAAUCUUCGGAAACUAGAGGAGGCGGCGCACGCGAUGGAGGGGUCCGCGGCCCCGAGCCGACGCGGCAGCUUCGGCCUCAAAAGCUACAACCCUCAGGGGGAGUCUUUGUCAGCUGCCAGGCGAUUGGAAGCGUCGUUUGAUAGCCUAUCGUUCGGUCCAGACUCGUUUGACAAGGUUGGACUGGAAACGGGGAGCGAGACACAGGGUGGACCAGCUGAUAUGGGCAGGUUAGGAGGAGAAAGCAGCUCAAUGGCCGCGCCUGAACCGGUUCCGUUGAUCUCCAAGACGGAACGGAAUGCGAACCCGAAGCACCGGGAAAAUGGGCCGGGCCCAGAGACCCUGCCCCCAGCUGGUGUGUUUUCCCCGGUUGGUAGAAACCGGGCGCAGCAACUAGCGGGGGAUGAUAUGCGCCGCAGCCUCACGAUGGACCAGGAAACUGACCGGGGCGCCGUGAGUGGAUCCCGGCAGGCUGAGCGGAUUCCGGCGGGAAGCGAGCGGAGUCCGGCGGCAAGCGGGAAGGUGCCAACGUCAAACGAGAGAGCGGGGCCUGCGAACGCAAGAACAGCAUCGCCCAGCGAGCGGAAUGCGCUGGGAGGUGAACGGAAUGGCGGAAGAGCGGACGGCCCCGACUUCGGUAGAGGUGUGUCCGGCUCGGAGAUGAGGACAAUGGACAGGCGCCACGUGGCAGAGCCUCCGGAGAGCAGCCGCGGACAGGCCCCCACUGUCCGGAAAGAAAGUCCGGACCGUUUCGCCACUCAGUCACGUGACCGCCCGAACAGCCCACAACGGACAGUGACUCCGCCACGAUCGGCCACAGCGGAACGGAUCGUAGCCAGCGGAGCGGAUCGCCGACACGGCCCGGUUGAUUCACCCGAGAGCGAAGUUCUUUCUAGCCAACCUAGCCUGGGGAGUGCGAGGGAUCCCCCUCGGGCGCGCGAAGUUGUGCCGUUCGCGACUGAGCAGUCGUUGCGGGAGGCGAUGGAAGAGACGGCGGCGAUAGAGAGCAAGCUGAUGGAGGUGUCACUCGAACGGAGUCAGCUGGAGUCCGAGUAUGCCAAGCUGCCCCAGUCCGCCGGCCGCACCAUGACGGAACGGCGGCGGAAGCAGGAGUUGGAGGGGCGGAUCGAGGACCUGACCAAGAAGAUCGGCUGGCUUCGGAUGGAGCUUCGGGAGCGCCACGUGUUGCACAACUGAGGAAACGAACCAUGCGAGCAGCACUAGAACGUUAGCCGUUUCGUUCGUUUCAGAACAGCCGGUCCGACCAAGUGGCCUCACUCUCAUUAAAACAUGCGAGGCUUGCAUUGCCUUGAGGCAGGCCCGUGUUGUCUUUGUCGAGGGACCGUCA
Molecule: messenger RNA, 3402 nt
Organism: Klebsormidium nitens
Lineage: Eukaryota; Viridiplantae; Streptophyta; Klebsormidiophyceae; Klebsormidiales; Klebsormidiaceae
Source: the annotation of a GenBank genome assembly